Molecule: messenger RNA, 2257 nt
Organism: Sinocyclocheilus anshuiensis
Lineage: Eukaryota; Metazoa; Chordata; Actinopteri; Cypriniformes; Cyprinidae
Product: ras-specific guanine nucleotide-releasing factor RalGPS1-like
Exons: 20
Coding region: 350-2035 (561 amino acids)
Biological process (GO): Ras protein signal transduction
Cellular component (GO): plasma membrane
Molecular function (GO): guanyl-nucleotide exchange factor activity
Source: RefSeq, a predicted model, not a curated record
GAUCAAAGGAAUCUACCUGACACUUCCUGCCCAUGUAUGAAUGUUUCGUUUGUUUUGGCAGUGUGUUAUUUGUGUAUCUCUGCCGUGUUUGUGUACAAAUGUCUUUACAUUUAUGAACAUAUAACAUCGCCCUGACGCCCCGGAAUAAUAACCCGACGCACUGAAUUGGAUCAUACGCGCAGUUGAGCCAGUUUAAUGGAUGACUGGAGGCAAAACGUGAUUAUUUCUUCUCAUUGAUCCAAAAUCAUACAGUACGGAGAUAAAAGGUAUGGAUGAUUUGUCAUAUGUGGGGUCUGGCUGAGGGCCACUGUUGCCCAGGCGUCUGCACCCCAUUGGCUGAUUCACCAGCAUGUACCGUAGAAAUGGCCUAUCGGAUGGCACCAGCAUUAGCUCCGCCUCCUCUGAGGGAAGUGACAGCUCUGUGUCUGUGGACGGCCCGAGCGCUGACUAUGCGAAGAGCUACGAUGCUGUCGUGUUUGAUGCGCUGAAAGUGACGCCAGAGGAGUUCGCAAGCCAAAUUACCCUGAUGGACGUCCCUGUGUUUAAGGCCAUACAGCCAGAGGAGCUUGCUAGCUGUGGCUGGAACAAAGUGAGCUUCUGGUUGGUACGGGAAAUCUUGACCGCUCAAACCCUGAAGAUCCGUGCCGAGAUCCUGAGCCACUUCAUCAAGAUCGCAAAGAAACUUCUAGAGCUGAAUAACCUUCAUUCUAUGGUGUCGGUGGUGUCUACAUUGCAAAGCGCUCCCAUCUUUAGACUGAGCAAGACCUGGGCGCUGAUCAGUCGGAAGGACAAGGCCACGUUUGAGAAGCUGGACUACCUGACCUCCAAAGAGGAGAACUGCGCCAGGAUGAGAGAGUACAUCCGUUCCCUCAAGAUGGUGCCAUGCAUCCCCUACCUGGGGAUCUACCUGCUGGACAUGAUUUACAUAGACUCUGCCUAUCCUGCGUCUGACAGCAUCAUUGAGACCGAGCAGAGAACCAAUCAGAUGAACAAUAUCCUGCGGGUGAUCUCUGACCUCCAGAUGUCCUGCACAUACGAUCACCUCGUGACCCUCCCGCAUGUGCAGAAGUACUUGAUGUCUGUUCGUUACAUCGAGGAGCUUCAGAAGUUCGUGGAAGAUGACAAUUUCAAACUGUCUCUGAAAAUUGAACCAGGGAACAGCUCGCCGCGCAUGGCCACAUCCAAAGAAGAUCUUGCAGGUCCGUCUGAGUUGUCUUUAUCGGUCAGGUAUAAUCGACGGCCCACUUGCCCUGAUGCCACCGUGGGGGUUCAUAUUCCCACCCCGCCGCCCUCACGCCACAGGAAGAGCCACAGCCUCGGAAACGCUAUGAUGUGGCAUUUCGGUGUGGUGGAGAGUAAAAGUGUGACGUUCCCCAUAGAGAAACCACGUCACCUGCUGGACGACAGCUUCCUAGAGUCCCAGAGUCCAGCUCGGAACAACCCACACUGCUCAUCCGUGUCCAACGGCAUUUCGAGAGGCAGCAGUCAGAGUUCGUUCUGUGAUGAUCUCUCUCCAGGGCUCGAGAGGGGCCGCAUGUACGCCACUCUGGGCCCUAACUGGAGGGUUCCUCUCCGCGCAUCCCCCAGAGGCCGCAGCCAUGCCCACAGUCCGUCAGUAGCAGAGCCCAGUCUGGCUCAUGGAGAGGCGAGUGGAGUCACAAUGCAGGGGCCGCUGAAGAGGAAAACCCUGCUGAAGGAGGGCAGGAAACCUAAGCUCGCCUCGUGGACGCGGUUUUGGCUCACACUUUCUGGUUCCACUCUCAUAUUCUACGGAUCCAAAGCCCUGCGAGCCACAGAACGGAAACAUUACAAGUCUUCGCCGUGUAAGAAAGUGUGUGUUCUGGGCUGGAUGGUGGUGCUGCCGGAUGAUCCGGCUCAACCCAACAUCUUUCAGCUCAACCAUCCUGACAAAGGCAAUGUUUACAAGUUUCAGACUAGCGAUCGGUUCACUGCGAUCAUGUGGCACAAACACCUGGAGGAGGCCUGUCGGAGAAGAAGACCUCAGAUACCAGCGAAUCUCAUGUCGUUUGAGUAAACAGACUUGUGUAACUCUUGCCUGAAGACAUUUAUAAGGCCUACAGAGAUCGAGAAGAACGUGUUUGGUUCAGCAAAAGGAUGAAAAAAGAGCCAAAACCCUUCAAUACUGAAGAGUCCACUGAGCCAAAGGACUCGCUGUGAUCCACUGGCCCUCCGUGAGCCUCACGGACACAUCUAACAUCAGGAUGUCUGUUACAGAGCCGGACGUGGAGGUUUGAAC